This is a messenger RNA of Bacillus rossius redtenbacheri, 6273 nucleotides long. RefSeq lists its product as uncharacterized. Gene Ontology annotation, molecular function: zinc ion binding; nucleic acid binding. Lineage: Eukaryota; Metazoa; Arthropoda; Insecta; Phasmatodea; Bacillidae. The record is from RefSeq and is a predicted model, not a curated record. The transcript has 11 exons. The coding region runs from base 406 to 4830 and encodes 1474 amino acids.
CACUAUUUCGUAGCACUGGGCCUAAUUCAGGUGUUGAGGACACAUUUCGGCUGUGCUCUCAGAGGGAGCACUGACGGCGGCGUCAAAAAUUAAUACCACUCUUAAGGCAUUGAAAGAGAUGGCGAGUAAAACACAUAUCGUAUCCUCCAAGUUACCUUACAUGGUUUUAUGUGUGUCUGUGGUUUGUGUAUUACUGUGGACAACUAUGGUGAAGAAUUUUAAAUUAUAUAUUUAAAGUUGUUCUUUUAUCUUUUUAAUAGGAAAUUUGUACGUGAUAUAUUUGAUAUUUUUUAUAAUUAUUUGAUAUUUUAUAAUAUUAUGUUAUUUAGUGCCUAAUGACAUUUUCAUUAGACAUGUCACGAACAUUGGUGGAGUAUAAUGAAUUGAAUAUAAUAAGGGAGAAACAUGUCAUGGGGUGGUAAUUUCAGGCCUCAGGCUCCAGCAUAUUUUAAUGACUUCCCGCGACAAAGACAAGUUUUUGAUUACGGCCAUGUUGGUCAACAGAGUGCUGCGUUUCCGCGGCCGCGGCUGCCACCGCAGGUGUGGCAACAGCCACCGAAACAGUUUGGAAAUUAUGAGCAAUUUAGAGCGGAGGAAUACGAUGAUGAGGAUGAGGAUGACGACGACGAUGACGAUGAUGACGGGGAAAUGAUUCCUCUCCCAGAGGACUUGACACGAAAGUUUGGAAAGUUAACAUGCGAGUUGUGCCUCUGCACUUUACCCUCUGUGAAACAAGCCAACAUGCAUUACGAAGGCAAACAACAUGAGAAGAGGGUGAUGCGUUAUUUGGAAGAGUGGAGCAGCAAUACUAACAUGAAAAUUCCGAAAUAUUGGUUGAAUUUGGUCAGAAAGCGAAAGAGAAGCAGUAAAUUGCCAGAGGGGUGCGAUGAUACAUAUUGUGCCGUGUGUAAGUUAGUGUUAACCUCAUCUGUGGUUGCUGAGCAGCAUUAUUCUGGUCGAUCACAUAAUUCUGCACUGAAACUUUAUCAAAGGAAGGAUACUAGCAGUGGUGUUCAGUCAGCUCUUAAAUCACAAUUCAUGUGUAAAAUUUGCAAUGUGGUGACCUCGAGUCAGGGGCAUCUGGAAAACCACAUCAAGGGCAGCAAGCACAAGAAAGUUGUGCAGAGGCUGAAGGAAGCUGAAUAUCUUGAGAUGUAUGGUGACUACAAUGAGGAAAUGGAGGGAGACACUGUGGACUACACAGUCGUUGAAUUGCCAUCAGGGGAUGUACAGUACGAGUGUGUGUACUGUGCUUGGCGCGGCCAGCCAGAUAAUUUUGAGGAUCACAAGGAGAAAUUGAUCCACUUGGUUGCAGUGGAAGAGGAGUGCAAGCGUAAAGUAGACCAGGACGACAAUGAUGACAAUGAUACAGAAUACACGUAUGUCUUAGAUCUAUUUUGCAAGCUGUGUAAUGUUCAGUUAACCUCCAAGCAAGAGGUUGCAAAACACGUGAGAAGCCGCGACCAUGUUGAAGAGAUGAAUUUGCGGAAGAAGCAAAUUAUGCUAACCAUGGAAGAUCCGGAUAAUGUUACCUCUGAGGAGGAACACAAGUGUGACCUAUGCUUGAUGAAGUUUCCUUCCAAGUCAAUGUACGAUGCACACUUGCAGUGGAAACGCCACGUUAAGAAGGUAGCCAACAAAAAGCAAUCAGAGUGCAAACAAAGAUGUGAACUCUGCCAGAUGGAUUUCUUUUCUGUGGAAAUGUAUAAUGGCCAUCUGAAAACAAAGAGACAUAUCAACAGUGAAGAGUGGGUGAAAAAAAAUAAAGGUGAUACCAAUUUGAAAAUUUUAGUAGAUGCACAAGCUAAUAAAAGUAAUACUGAUGUUGCAGAAGGUAACACUGGUAAUGGUAAAGAUAAAACUGAUAAUUUGAAAAAUAUUGUAGUCGAGAAAGAAAAUAGUGACGAAAACCUUGCAACAGUGCAUGCUGGCUCAGAGGAUAAAAUACCUGGUGGCAAAACUCUCACUGACAAGGCUUCUGAAGACAAAACUGUUGACGAGAAGGCUUCAGAUGGUAAGACUAUUGAAGACAAGACUUCCGAUGACAAGACUUCUGAUAGCAAGACUUCUGAUAGCAAGGCUUCUGAUAGCAAGGCUUCUGAUAGCAAGGCUUCCGAUGGCAAGGCUUCCGAUGGCAAGACUUCAAGUGGCAAAGCUUAUGAUGGCAAAGCUUCUGCUAGCAAGACUUCUGAGGAUGAAAGUUUAGGUGGAAAGGCUUCAAAUGACAAAGCUUCUGCUAUCACGACUUCUGAAGACAAGUGUCCUGACGGCAAGGCUUUAAACGGCAAAGCUUCUGAUAGCAAGACUUCUGUUAAGCCUCGUGAGGAGAAGCCUCUUUAUGAAUGUGAGGUGUGUGAGAUAUCUGUCACUGGAAAAGUUCCCUAUGAACAGCAUUUGAUAAGUACACGGCAUAUUUUGCAGUGCAGUCUUAAACAAGCUACAGUAAGUGCUGAUGUGAUUAAACCCGAGAAACCCAACACUCCAAACAAUAAAGGCAACAUUCCAGUUGCAUCAUCAAAGAUACAUAGCAAAUCGUUAUACUGUAAGCUUUGCAAUGUUAGUGCUCUUACAAAAUAUCAGCAGGAAUUACAUUUUAACAGCAAGAAACACAAAGAGGCUGUUUCAAGACAAGAAGUUUUGAAAUAUGAGCCAAAGCUGAAAAUGUCUGUGAACCCUAAACCUAUCCCCACAUUGCCUCCAAAACCUAAACCUGUCACAUCUUCUGCACAUAGAAAACAAGAUUUUUAUGCCAGUAGUCAGCCAGGAAACUUUCAGCAUCAUAAUAGUUUAAAACAGUGUGGAAAUACUGCAGGCAGUGACACUUUUUAUAGAGAUAAGUUGCCUCCUUCUCAGCGGUCUUUCUUUACACUGUCUGAUGGAGAGAUGCAAAAUAUGCCAUCACAUGAUUCUGCUCCACCAUACAGACAACCUAUUUCUACAGCACAUUCUUUAGAAGUGCCAAGACCAUUCGGGAUUGGUUCUGAUGUACAUCAGUCUGCUACAUCUAGCUUGUAUUCCUCACGUGCUCCCAAUACAGAACAUCAGAAUUUUGCCCCACCUGUCUCACAAGCACAUUAUUUUGCCCCACCUGCAGUCGCACAAGCGCACUAUUUGGCACCACCUACUGUCAUGCAGAAGCAGUACAUGGCCUCAUCUCCUGUUUCACAGGCACAGUACGUGGCACCACCUUCCAUGACACAGGCACAGUACGUGGCACCACCUUCCAUGUCACAGGCACAGUACGUGACACCACCUUCCAUGUCACAGGCACAGUACGUGGCACCAUCUUCCACGUCACAGGCACAGUACUUGCUACCGCCUUCCACAUCACAGGCACAGUACUUGGCACGGCCUUCCAUGUCACAGGCACAGUACGUGGCACCGUCUUCCACGUCACAGGCACAGUACUUGGCACCGCCUUCCACAUCACAGGCACAGUAUGUGGCACCGCCUUCCACGUCACAGGCACAGUAUGUGGCACCAUCUUCCACGUCACAGGCACAGUACGAAGCCCCACGUCCUGGCACACAGGCACAGUAUAUUGAAUCAGCUGCAUCAUCCCACGUUACAGCAGCGCCACCUACUCAAAAGCCCCAAGUUGGAUGGCAUGCGGCAGCUACAAAUCAUUCAUCAGAUCCUCCUCCUAUCAGAAGGUCCAGAUAUUUGUGCAAAGAUUGCAGCACUUCCUUUAUUUCGAAAGUCGAUUAUGAAGACCAUUUGAUCAUUUGUAAGAAGAAAGAAAAACCUGAAGCUUUGCCCAGAAAGUCUUCGCAACUGAACUUACAGGAUGAUCAUUAUUGUUGUGAGGCUUGUGAUGUGGAAUUUACCGCUUAUCGUUCAUUUUUAGAACAUAAGGCUAGUGCAGGUCACGAAGCAAACAUUGAAUAUUUACGUGCGUUUGGCAGGAGGUUGAGGCCUGCUAAUAAGGGGGAAAGAAGAGCUUCUCCUGAGGAGCAUCAGUCGACAAAUGAGCACAAGGAGAAAGGAUUUCACAAUAGUAAAUCUUAUGAUUGCAAAAUAUGUGAUAUUACAGUUUUUUCUGAGCAGGCUUUCAACAGGCACUUAAACAGCACUGAUCACAUGCGCAAGCCAGUAACAUUCAAGCGUGAAAUCAUAACCUUCAAGCAAGAGAUUCUGACCUCUCCAAGCUCUGAUCGUAAAUUAAGAGCUGAACGCGAACUGAAGCGUCCACAUGACCGAAGCCCACACGAUCCAAGGAAUGCACGUGAUUCACAGGCACAGAGAAAUAUAGCAGAUGAAUACAGCAAGCAUUCCAGCAGUGCGAAGCGUUUUGGAAGCCCGAUUUCGUCAGAUAGUGAUUCAGACGGUAUGGACUUGCUUCGAGUGAAGAGGAAUAGAGCACCAUACGAAUGUACUGUAUGUGAUGAGACCUAUUCUUCUGAAUUUGAUUACAAGAACCAUUUGCAGAGCAAGAAACAUAAGAAGAGAAUGUGCCUAUAUGAAUGCAGUGACUGCUCCGGAGUUUUCUCCUCCAAGUACGACUUGUCAAAUCACAUGUGCGAUCUCGGCCUAGGGAACAAUCGCAGUAUAGAAGAAGCUGGUAGUAGCCGGUGGCUGCAGAAUUGGAGUGCAAAGGAGGAAGGUGGACGUUAUAAGGAUGAUAGGCAAAGAUAUGCAUAUUCUGGGCAUAAUUCCAGUGACGAGGAGGACAUUGCAUUCCCAGACUUGGAUGAAGAUUUUGAUACAGGCAGGAAUUUGUUUACGUCAAAGAAGCGAUCAGAAGGUUCUUUGCUGUCCACAUUUUCUUUUAAAAAAGAGACAUAUGAAAUAAUGUCAAAUUCUCGGGGUCGGCCGAGCUUCAAUUAUUGAUAACUAUUUCCAAGCCCUUUUUUUUUUUUUUUGAAAACUCUAUAGUAGUGUUACCUUACUACUGUAGUUAUUUAUUUUUUCAAAAACGUAUAUUUCACUGAUAAUCAUAACACUACUGUAGUUAUUUAUUUUUUCAAAAACGUAUAUUUCACUGAUAAUCAUAUAUUAUAAUUAUGUAUUUUUUAAAAUUGAAUUACAUCGGAUUGAAUGUACACUGAGACAGCAUUUCUGAAGUUGAUUUUAUGAGUAAAAUUUAAAGUAAUUUGAAAAUACCUAUUACAAAAAUAAAAUAAAAGGUUGAUGUUUUACUACAGUUUGGACAGAUACAGAUUUUGGCAGUGUACCUAUUGUUUACUGUAGUAAAAUACAGAAACUUCCUGAUUUACAAAAAGGUGUUACAUUGUCAGAUUUUCUGUAAAUGUAGUUAGUACUUUAUGUACUUAAACCUAACACCAUACAAAAGAACUUUAGUGUUGUGUUCUAGUACUGUCUACAUUUAGUUAUGUAUAUUAAAUAAAAAAUUCAAUAUGUAUGUGUAGUGUUCACAUGUGUAAAUAAUAUCACUUAAUUUUUUAAAAAUUAAUUAUAAAUAAAACCAUACUUACAAUAAUGAGUAAGAAAACACGUUGAAGGAAAUAAACAACUUGUUACAGUGUACAUACUGGUAAUGUUGCGGUGUGAUUUGACACGAGGUUGCCCAGAAUUUCCUUGCAAAAUAAUUCAUAGUAAAACUUUUAGUUUUAAAGUUCUGAUUCAGAAAGUACGUUCUUUCAAGCAUGCUACUUGAGAUGGCAGCCAAGAGUUUUUUUGCUCAUUACUCUUUGUCGUUCAUGCUUCAGUGUAGGCUGUACUAUACACCGGUCUCAGCCGGUAUUUGAUGUGGAAGUUUUGUUAAACAUGGUUUUGGGGAGAUAGGGAGACAAUGCACUUAUCUGCGCAUGUGCAAUCCUCUGCUUUCUCCAUGCAGUUGAGAUCCAUAGUGUGUUAGUGUCGGAGGAGUCGCACCAAGGACCUUGAAAAAGGCAAGAUGUUCUUACACUUCUGCCUCACAGAGCUGCCUCUCUAACCAUCCUAGUUUGGAGUGUUUUAUCUGCCACUUUUAAGGUUUCAAUGUUCUUGGCAACUGGCAACAAGAUAGUUCUGUAACAGGGUUUGAAUUUCUCAAUGUGAUAUCAUUUAUUGGAAAACAGUGACAACUUUUACCUAAAACAAAGUUGUUAAAUGGUGUUAUUACUUAUAAUAAAAUUGUGUCUGUUUGCUGCAUUUUGAAAGUAUAUUUUUGAAGCUAUAAUGUACCAGGAUACUGUGACAAGUUACUGUAGAUGAUUUAAUAAUUUAUUGAGAACUAUAACUAGCUAAUUAGGUACUUAGAAUGUAACUAAUAUUAUUAUAUGCAAUUUGGUCAUGUUUAUAUUAAUUAAAAGUAAGCUUGUGUGAUUCAAA